Dracunculus medinensis (Guinea worm) is the source of this 327-nucleotide messenger RNA. Lineage: Eukaryota; Metazoa; Nematoda; Chromadorea; Rhabditida; Dracunculidae. The record is from the annotation of a GenBank genome assembly.
AUGUUUUGUGAGGAAUCUUAUACAGGAAUUCCGUUGACAAAUUUGGGUUCGUGGCAUGUUGUGUGGUGUUCUCGGACUGUGCUCGGUUGGCUGCGCAGUAUUCUUCCUUGGUCUCCUUUCUUGUUUGGUUCGGGCAUUUUCAUUCGCUGCCCAAUGCGCUUUAAAAUAGUGGUUGUGGCCGCUUCCAUGAAUGCUGUCGCAUUACUGUCGUCAGCUUCUAAACUACUUUUGGUAUUAAUUGGCAUUGUUAAUGUUAUAAAUAGUGAUUCUUAUGCCUUGAAAUUUGCGACAAAUUUGACAGUUAUUGUUACAUUUGUUGUAAUUUAA